AUGUUAAUAUCGAAGACUGAAAACGAGGAGUAGGGUGAAACAGCAGUUGAUUCAACUUAACCUGUAUGUCCUAAUUGUGGUGCAGCAAGGGAAAGUAUUUUGGAAUAAGUGCCAUCUCCAGCUUCAUUUAUAAUUUCCUUUGUCUCUUUGUUUUAUUUUGGAAUUUGGUGCAUAUUUAUCAUCCCUUUGGUGUUUUAAUCAACGAAAGUAUAUAACAUAAAUAACUGUCAAGAUGAUAAUAAAGAGAUGCUACUAUUGUCAUUAGGAAUUGGAAAAAAGAAAAUAUUUCUAAUUACCCAACAUCAACGAUCAAGUUCUAUAAUUUAGAUUUGGCAAUUGUAUAGUAGUAGUAUCAAGAAAGUAUGCAUUAAUUUUGUUGGCAAUUAUAAUCUCUCUGUUUUUUUACUUUGAAUAUUUCGUAGAGUAAGAGCAUCCUUAAAUUGAAGCAAAUGUCUAUGCGAACAAAUCGUGGGUUGAUUUCUUACAGUUUUGUGGCAAAUUUCAAUUUGUUGAUAAUAGCUUGAAAGCAAGACAUCAAUUUGAAACCCAUUUCAAGAAUAAAAUAGUUUCAUGGAAAGGGUAUUUUAUACAAAAAUUAAUUUUAGUGAUUUUAUUCAAACCAAACCUAAUCAUGAUCCAAAUUUCCAUUUCAAUUAUUGGGUAUAUUUAAAGAUGGAUCCCACAGAGUCAACUGAUGAAUUACCUGACAUAAUCAUUGGUGUAACCGAAUCUUAAUAUUCAAUUUCAACAUUUUAAAAAUUGGAAAAGGGCAAGCCGAUUCAUUUUGAAGCAAAGUUUUUGUUCUUAGGAUCUGAAUAUAACUUCCAUAUUUUAGAAUUAAAACAUCUUACUGUGAUACCAUCUGAAAAUGUGGAAGAUAUCAAACGCCUUCAUUAAUUCACCUUAGAUAUGGACUAAGUACAAUUAUUAAAGAGAACAAAAUUAACUGAUAAAAUUAAACAUACAAUUCAUAUGUACAGUCCCAAUUAAAAUCAUGAAAUUAAGUAAGUCAUAAAUAAAAUCCAAUCGGCUAAUGAUAUUCAGCGAAAUGUGGAAACAACAACAGAAAAAUAAGAGCAAGCAGAGAAUAAGAGCGAGGAUAUUAAAGAUACAGAGUCAAUUGAUAAGGAAUUGGAGAUGGAGGAAAAGAAUGAAGUUGUAAAUGAAUAGGAUGGGUAGGAACAAUUCUUUGAUCCUUCGACUAUCAACAUAAAAAUAGAUGAAUCAAUAAGAGAAGAGAUACUCUCAAAGGACACAGGCAUUAUAGAUGGAGUCAUUGAUACUGAUAGCAGCACAACCACUUAGGAUUGA
This is a messenger RNA of Paramecium octaurelia, 1311 nucleotides long. Lineage: Eukaryota; Ciliophora; Oligohymenophorea; Peniculida; Parameciidae. The record is from the annotation of a GenBank genome assembly.